Anoplophora glabripennis (Asian longhorned beetle) is the source of this 3333-nucleotide messenger RNA. RefSeq names its product TELO2-interacting protein 1 homolog (gene Tti1). The record is from RefSeq and is a predicted model, not a curated record. NCBI's taxonomy places the organism in Eukaryota, Metazoa, Arthropoda, Insecta, Coleoptera, Cerambycidae. The transcript has 12 exons. Gene Ontology annotation, cellular component: cytoplasm. Gene Ontology annotation, biological process: chromatin remodeling. The coding region runs from base 226 to 3333 and encodes 1035 amino acids.
UAGUUAACGGAAUGUGAUGAUUGCUCUUAUUUAUUUUAAUAAUUUUGCGAAUUUUUUAGCAGAUUUAAGGGAUAAUUAACUUACCUAAUAAAAUUACACUACAGUUACAUGAAGAUGCAAAAAUUGUGACUCAAAUCACUGUAAACAAAACUCAUAAUUUGUGAUCUGCAGGAUACAAACAAAGUGGUAUCACUGAUUUGGUGUUUAAACAGCGGUCUAUUCAAAAUGGAUGUUAAAGUAGAGAGUUUUGAAAAUUACGCGAAACUUAAAACUCUUUGUUUAAAAUUAAUUCAGAAUCAAAAAAACAUUGCCUGUGUUAAAGAGUUAAAUACUAUAAUUCAAAAUUCACCUCAAUCAUUUAUAAAAGCUGUGCAGCCAACAAUCCUUUCCACAUUUUACCCAAUUUUGAAAAGUAUUUCUGAAAAUAAAUCAAGUUUUAGAGAUGACGAAAAGCAACUUAUUGUGGAUACCUUCAAAAAUCUGUUUGAGAAGUCUAGUGUCGAUAAAAAAGUUUUAUUUUUUAAUAUUUACUCAUUUCUUUUACUUGAGAUUUAUGAUCAUCAUCAACACAUGGUAUUGCCUAUUCCUGAAGAAUAUAAACUAAGUAUUAUGAAUUGUAUGGCUUCUCUUAUGAAGUGUGUAUCAUCUGAUCUGGUUUUUUCUUUGUAUACCCGAGAAAAUGCUCCAAGAUUUUGUCAAAUGCUCUACACGGCUCUGGAAAUAGCUAAAACUGAACAACUUAGAUCGUUGAGAGUGUCUGCUAUGGAAUGUAUUAUGGCCAUUGCUCAGGUAUUAGAAAAUAAAGAUUUCGAAGAUGCUGAGCUGAGAAAUCAAGUUGCGGAAGUAUUCCUAUUCUUUCUACCAGGUAUUGCAAGUGGUUUAGCCAGGAUAGCUUUAGAAGACGAGAAAAUGGGACAUAAAAUUCCAAUGGUAGCUUUAAAAGCCUGGGGAAGAAUUGUCACGCUUUUAAUGGAUAAUUAUAAAGCUGGAAAUGAUGAUUUCGAUUUUACAAAUCUUAAGAAUAUCAUGAAUAAAAAACCUGUAAUUGGUACUGAGAAAAGAAAGAAAUUUAAAGACGAAAAGGAAAUCAAGGAAUAUCUACACACAAAUAAACGGACGGUGCCAUGGUACAAAGAUACCGAUAACAGACUGCAACCACUUGUCGUUGAGUUCGCCAAAUUGACACAUCAUUCCCAUCACAAAGUACGAUUAGAGUUGGCUGACAUGUGCGGACUUAUAAUUGAAAAUUGCUUUACAACAAUGCCAAUAUCCACGAGCCAUUUAAUAGAAAUAGUUAUAACGCUUUCUGAAGAUGAGAGCGAUGAAGUAAAACGAAGGAGUAAUGAUGUGUUGCAGAAAUUGUCUAUUGAGCUUUCGUCUAGUAACUUUAAGUGUUUGCUCGAAAAUUUAGAAGAAGGGUUUUAUAGUGGCAUAAAUAGUUUGCCCAGAAAAUUUAACGGGAUAGAUGAAAGAGAGCAACUUGCGUCUCUGAAUUUAAUAAUUGGGUACAUAUGCUUAUUUGGGAAACAUAAACUGAGCCAAGUUUUGCUUUCUGCGACACAUUUAAAUAAACUUAUGCACACACUUAUGCAUAUAUCUGAGCUGGAAAGAACUGGUGUUAGUCUUUUGGAGGAAUAUACUAUCAAGGAGCUGAAUAGGAACCCAGAUUUACGAACGCCUUGGAGAAAUUUUCGACACUUUAAAGAGGAAUCUGUUAAAAAUAAAUUGGAAACGUUAUGCGCUUCGCUAGCGAAAUUCGGUGGCUUAGAAAUCAUUAGUGAUUUUCUCUUGGACGUUAUUAUGUAUCAUUCGGAGAACAGAAAGGAAGCCAUAUUUAUUUUAAAUGAAGCUAUAUCAGGCACUGAUUAUACCGAAGAAAAUCUGCAAAUAAUAAAGAAUAUCGUCACUACAUACGUGGAUAACAAUUACUGGCAGAUACCGUUGUCUGUGGUCGUUGACGAGUUUGGAUAUGUAACUACCUUAACGGAUGUGCAGAACAACGUCAUUCAAGUUUGUCUACUAGUUGAAGGAAUUGGCAAAAUCGCUUUAGUUCUACGAGAAAAUUUUCAACAGUUCCUUUUGAAAACCUUGUAUUUGGUCUUGGAAAGGGCUGGAAGUAGCCACCCUCUGGUAAAAAAUGCUGGUCUGUCAGCUUUAACGAACGUCACAUUAGCCUGUGGAUAUUCCAAUAUAACGAACUUAAUAAACAGCAAUAUAGACUAUUUUACGUACCACGUUGAAAGAAAAUUAAACAAACUGGAGAACAACCAAGGUGUCCUGAGUGUCCUGGCAGUUGUUUUGAAUUACGGAACAGUUGAGGUCUUGUUGUACAUCGCUGAUAUUAUUAAAGAGGUUCUUCUUCAAUCUUGUGAUAAAUUCAAGGAUAAAAAUUCAACGGCUUUCUUAGAAAUAUUUAAAAUUUUUAUAAACUGUUUACGAAAAUGGUUUAACAUAAAAGAAAGAAUUGAACCGUUUAAGUCUAAAGCCCAGAAAUUAAGAGAAAUUGAAGAUUUCCAGGUAACAGGAGUAGAUAUGAAAGAAACAGUUAAUUUUUCUGAUGAUAUUAUGGGCAAGUCUGCAGAAGAAAUGUAUAAGGAGGACAUGGAAAAGAAACAAGAUGAAAUAGAAAAGGAAAUGGAAGAACCAGAAGUUGAAGAGUACAAAAAACCUGAACCACCUUUACAUAUAAAAUUGACAGUGGCAGUAUUAAGUCGAAGCUUGCAUUUUCUCCCAUCAAAAGAUAAAACCAAAAAAUUACUUGCACUCAACAUAUUAACAGAGGGUUUGGAAAUCUUAAGAGAUUUUGAAGAUGAACUUUUACCGAUCGUUCAUCAAAUUUGGUCCCCGUUAGUCCUGAGAUUCAAAGAGUUCGAAGAUCCUUUAAUUAUCAAUUACAGUUUUCUAUUGCUUGUCACUUUAGCCAGACUCUCUAAGGAUUUCAUUAAAAUGAGAACUACAAAGGACGUUUUGCCUAACAUUUUAUUGGCCCUUGAUAAAUUUUCUGCAGAAAGCUACUUAAAAGACAAAGGCUCUGCUUACAGAUAUUCACAGACAUACAAGUUGCAGUUAGUAAUUCUGGAAAAUUUGGGAAAAGUUUUGACAGACCUGGAUGUUGCAGAUGAUAAAUUAAAUGAAGCGAUGGAUAUCGUUUCCAGAUAUUUGAGUAAUAAACAGCCCAUUCCACUACAGCUGGCCGCUAUUGAAUUCUUCAAAAUUCUAUUAUUGUAUGAUCCAAAACCAAUUAUAUUGAAGUUAGAAUUAUUGCGGAAGGACAGUAAUGAAUUAGAAUAUAAUAUAUGUACUAUUUUAAAGGAAAUAAAUGAUACUCUAUAA